Messenger RNA from Rhinolophus ferrumequinum (greater horseshoe bat), 321 nucleotides. Its product is annotated as ZW10 interactor-like. Gene Ontology annotation, cellular component: cytosol; kinetochore; nuclear body. Gene Ontology annotation, biological process: mitotic cell cycle checkpoint signaling; establishment of localization in cell; mitotic sister chromatid segregation. The record is from RefSeq and is a predicted model, not a curated record. Lineage: Eukaryota; Metazoa; Chordata; Mammalia; Chiroptera; Rhinolophidae. The transcript has a single exon. Bases 7 to 294 code for a protein of 95 amino acids.
AAAACGAUGGAGUCGGCGGAGAACGAGAUAGAGGCUGCAGCCCUAGAGGCCCUGGCCAAGCUGGCAGACGUCCUGGAGUCUAUAGGCCCGCAGGAGGAGGCAGAGCUGCCAGCUCCGAUCCUGGCUGAGUUUGUGAUGGACUCCCGAAAGAAAGACAGGCUGCUCUGCAGCCAGCUUCAAGUAGUAGACUUCCUGCAGAACUUCUUGGCUCAGGAGGAUACUGCCCAGGGCCUGGACCCCUUGGCUUCUGAAGACACGAGCCGACAGAAGGCAAUUGCAACCAAGGAGCAAUGAAAAGAGCUGAAGGCUACCUACCAAGAA